AUGGCUGUUAUAUCAAAAAUCCCGGGCUUGUCCGUCAGCGUCGCAGUCAACAACGAAAUCGCGACAGAAUACUCUACCGUUGAAAGCGAAAUCAGCGGUUCUAUUGACGGGGAGGCUUCAGCGGCUGGAGAUCGAGGCGAGCACGUUUGGCCCCGUACGACAACGUACAUUGAAUCCUAUUCGGGUGCCCCGUUUCGCAUCGAGGCGACAUUCAGCGCUGGUUUUCAGACUGCAGUUUCGAAACACAAAGAUCAUGACGCCAUCUCCGUUGAGGUAUACGUCGAUGGAACUUGGGUGACUAGCGGGUGGGCCUAUUUGGAGUCGCUCGGCAAGGACGCCCCGUAUGUCAUCCCAAUAGAGAACACAUGGACACAGUCAGAGACGGGCGGCCUGUUGGAGGAGCGCCAGUUCGCAUUUGCGCCGGUAUCUAGGGUGGACGAUGCGAGCAAGCAAAAGAUCGUCGAAGACUCGAAGAUUGCCGAGUCCUUGGGUGAAAUUAUUAUCGGGAUUGAUUUGAUGACCACCGUGGACGACGACUUCUUCGACUACCCAGAAAACGUCGCCAAUCCGGCCGGCGUGUUCAGCCUGGCGGAGAAAGCAAUGAAGGGAGCGGCGAUCUCCCACGGCACGUCGUAA
Purpureocillium takamizusanense is the source of this 636-nucleotide messenger RNA. RefSeq lists its product as uncharacterized. The record is from RefSeq and is a predicted model, not a curated record. NCBI's taxonomy places the organism in Eukaryota, Fungi, Ascomycota, Sordariomycetes, Hypocreales, Ophiocordycipitaceae. The coding region runs from base 1 to 636 and encodes 211 amino acids. The transcript is spliced from 2 exons.